This is a messenger RNA of Durusdinium trenchii, 2409 nucleotides long. NCBI's taxonomy places the organism in Eukaryota, Dinophyceae, Suessiales, Symbiodiniaceae. The record is from the annotation of a GenBank genome assembly.
AUGGAAGACUUCGAAGAAGUCCGCCAUUUGGGGCGCGGGGCCUUUGGGGAGGUGAAGCUCAUGCGGCAAACGUCCACCGGUCUCCUGUGUGCUGUGAAGAAGCUGGGCAAAGCUGCGUUGACCGCAGGAGAAGAGGCCGAACACCUGGCGGAGGUGAAAGCGUUGCAAACAUUGCAACAUCCGUGCAUCCUUCGGUACUACGGCUCGGUGGAGUUGGACGAGACCUUGAGCUUAGUCAUGGAGUUUGCGGAUGCUGGUGACCUCCAGCAGUUGCUCAAAGAGCAAGCAGAUAGUGGGAAGCUCUUCGAGGUGGCUGCACUCUUCGCGGUGUUCUCCCAGCUGGUGGUAGCUGUAGCUCACGUCCAUGAACAGCGAGUGAUGCAUCGCGACUUGAAGCCCUCCAACGUGAUGCUCACCAGUGAUGGGCUCCUGAAGUUGGGAGACUUCGGUGUCGCCAAGGUUUUGGCCGGCACCACCGUGAUGGACAACAUGACGUGUGUGGGCUCGCCCACCUACAUGGCCCCAGAGAUUGUCUCUGGUGACGCAUAUGGCCCCUCCUGCGAUGUUUGGAGUUUGGGUGUGAUCCUCUACGAGAUGUCCAGCUUCCGGCGGCCCUUUGAGGGACGGAGUGGGGCUGUCCCCAGCAACGAGAGCGAGCAGAUUUCGUUGGCGGGACGAAUCGAAGCAGGUUUAGGAGAGCUGGUGAUGAGGAUCUCCUCUGGUCAGUUCCAAGAACUGGGUGAGCACCUGCGCGACCAGCCUGGAGGUGCCGUCCUGGACGAAGCCGUGAAGCCCUUCACCGCUCGGAUGUUGGUCGCAGACCCCAAGCAGCGGGGCACCAUGCGGGAGGUGGUCCGGCUGCCGGCCAUGCAAAUCUUUGCAAGUUCGCUGAAGACCAGUGCCGUCGUGGUGGCCGCCCUGCUGCGGGAUCUGAAGGAGCCCAGCAAAUCCAAAGGAGUGGAAAUCGAUUCCGCUGCAGUGGACGAACUGAUCGCUGAGCUGGCGUCGUCCCCCAAGCGUGAUAGCUCUAGUACUUUGAAGGGCUUGCAGAGUGGAAGCAGUUCCGCUGUUCCCAGUGGCCCCAGGGCUUUAGCCAAGGUGAAGCAGACCGUGGAGCUCGACGACUCUUUGGCCUUCUCCAUGACCGCCUCGGAGCGUGGCUCCAAAGAGAUCAGCUUCUCCUUGACCGCGACGGAGGAGUUGAAGCCGAGCCCAUCGGUUCCGUCGGAGGGCGGGAGGCGAAGCGGGCAGACUGUUGGAUCCACAGGUUUCGGUGCCUCCCAGGACCACCAUGCGCUACGAGAUGUCCUCACGGAUGCCGCUUCUGCACGUUCCCGAAGCCCGAGCACGGAGGGCGGGACACGAAGAGCUCCUAGGACUGGAGGCUUGGCCUCGCAAGAUCCGCAUGCUUUGCACGUCUUGGGAGAUGCCCUGCCACCACGGUCGCCCAGCCCACACCAGGCGACGGAGGCCAUUGGCAAGCGAAGGGGGUCCCCAGCCGGCACUGGAGGUUUGGCAGCUUCACAGGACCAACACGCACUCAGAGAUGUCCUGGGCAAUGCCUUGGGUCCUUCCGCAUCGGCCUCGCAUCACGUGCCCGUCCUCAACCAAUCCACCAGCGAGGUGUCCAAAGCCUUGGCACAGAAGAGCCUACAGAGGGCAGGUGCCGCAGGCCUAGCGGGCACGCAAGACCACCACGCCCUUAGAGAUGUCUUGGGCGAUGCCUUAGGCUUGACCUCCGAGCCAGGACGCAGUGAGAUGGGGACGGUGGAGGCUGGGCAAAUCGACCUCAGGGGGCUGGGAACAGGCCGCCGCCGAGAUCGAGUCAAAGCAGGCUGGAGAGGCCGGCAGCGUGUUGAUGGACCAGGUGAGUUGUGGAUGGAAAGUCUCUUCCAGGACAGGCGCUGCCGGUCUCCGCGGUCGGAGACCGGAUCCUUGCGGAUGGGUGCGGAUGGUUUUCCGGGCGUGGAGGGCUUGGGGGAGUGGGAGUGGAUUUGGCCGGUCGCGAUGCCGAACGCAAUCCGUGCCACUGUGCGCCGCAGUGCCUUUAGCGACCUGGUGGGCGCCUUCCGACGAAGCACCCAGGUGGACGGCUUGACCAUCGUCACGGACGAGGCCUCGGCGGACCGAGCCUUGGCCGAGCUUCGCAGGUUGGGCGAUCGAGUGCACGCGUGGGACACCGAGACGGCCGAGGUCGAGAUCGGUCGCCGCGGGCAGACGCCUUGCCACACGGGGCGGGUGGUUUGUGCCACGGCCUUUUGCGGUGAUGAUGUGGACUUCGGCCAAGGACCGAUGCUUUUGGUCGACAACGUGGGCCCUGCCGCAGGCUUGAUCCAGCGGAAGUUUCACUCCUACUUCGAGGACGCCAGUACAAGAAGGUCUUCCACAAUUAUGCCUUCGACAAGCUGA